Messenger RNA from Planococcus citri (citrus mealybug), 3779 nucleotides. RefSeq names its product alanine--tRNA ligase, cytoplasmic (gene AlaRS). The record is from RefSeq and is a predicted model, not a curated record. The transcript is spliced from 19 exons. Gene Ontology annotation, cellular component: cytoplasm; mitochondrion. Gene Ontology annotation, molecular function: alanine-tRNA ligase activity; ATP binding; nucleic acid binding. The coding region runs from base 139 to 3642 and encodes 1167 amino acids. Gene Ontology annotation, biological process: alanyl-tRNA aminoacylation. Lineage: Eukaryota; Metazoa; Arthropoda; Insecta; Hemiptera; Pseudococcidae.
CAAUCACAAAACGUUGCCAAUUCACCGAACCCGAACGGUUCAUGCAUAUUUCAGCAACGUCGCUCUAUUGUGAUUGGCGAUUUCAAACUUUGAGCAACAAAGGUCGAACGUCGAAAUCCAAUAAACCGCCACGAAGAGAUGAGAAAGGUGCUACGUAUUCUUUACACCUAUGCAGUAUUAAUUACCAAAAUCAAGAUGAAUUCAGCCCUCACUUCCAAAGAGAUUCGAGAUACUUUCAUCAAGUAUUUUGUAGAAGAAAAGAAGCAUGAAUACGUUCAUUCUUCGUCAGUUAUUCCUCAUGAAGAUCCGACGUUACUUUUCGCAAAUGCUGGAAUGAAUCAGUUUAAACCCAUAUUUUUGGGUACAGUUGAUCCGAACAGCAAUUUGAGCCGGUUAACACGUGCUGUGAAUACACAAAAAUGCAUACGAGCUGGAGGAAAACACAACGAUUUGGACGACGUUGGCAAAGAUGUUUAUCAUCACACGUUUUUCGAAAUGUUGGGUAACUGGGGUUUCGGAGAUUAUUUCAAAAAAGAAAUAUGUACCUGGGCUUGGGAUUUGUUAACAAGAGUAUUCCAGUUGCCUAAAGACCAAUUAUACGUUACAUACUUUGGAGGAAAUAAAGAAGCCGGCUUAGACCCAGAUUUAGAAUGCAAACAAAUUUGGCUAGAUUUGGGAUUAGAAGAAUCUCGUAUUAUACCCGGAAGUAUGAAAGAUAAUUUUUGGGAAAUGGGAGAAACUGGUCCCUGUGGUCCUUGUUCUGAAAUCCAUUUCGAUAGAAUUGGCAACAGGAAAGUUCCAGAAUUAGUUAAUCAAGAUGAUCCGGACGUCUUGGAAGUCUGGAAUUUAGUGUUUAUUCAGUAUAAUAGAGAAUCAAGCGGAGAAUUGAAAUUUUUGCCCAAGAAACACAUUGAUUGCGGUUUAGGUUUCGAACGAUUAGUUUCGGUCAUACAAAAUAAGCGUUCAAAUUACGAUACUGAUUUAUUUACACCAAUUUUUGAUCGUAUUUUUGAGACCAGCGGCGUAAAGGUUAAAUAUGGAGGAAAAGUUGGAGCCGAAGACGUUAACGGGAUAGAUAUGGCUUACAGAGUUAUUGCCGAUCAUAUAAGAACGUUAACUAUCGCAAUGUCUGAUGGUGGUCGACCUGAAAACACUGGUCGAGGUUACGUUUUGCGACGAAUAUUACGUAGAGCUGUACGUUUUUCUACUGAAAAAUUGAACGCUGAGCCCGGUUUCUUUGCUGCUUUAGUCGAUACGGUUGUUGAUAUAUUAGGAGAUGUUUUUCCCGAAAUUCGCAAAGACCCACAGACGAUUAAAGAUGUUAUAAACGAGGAAGAAGCUCAAUUUCUAAAAACCCUCAAAACUGGGCAAUAUUUACUAAAACGAACGAUGGAAAAAAUGGAUCCUGCUGUUAAUUCAAUUUUCCCUGGUGAUAUUGCGUGGAAACUGUAUGAUACGUACGGUUUUCCAAUUGAUCUUACCCAGCUGAUGGUCGAAGAAAAAGGAUUCUCUAUCGAUAUGGCAGCUUAUGAGAAAGCUAGAAAAAUAGCGUUGGAAUUAAGUCAAGGAAAAGGUAAUGCUGUUGUUGACGAAUGCAAGUUAGAUGUUCAUGCCAUUGAACAAUUGAAAUCAGAUAAUAUACCUUUGACUGAUGAUUCUCCAAAAUAUAAUUACAAAGCAACUACGGAUUCCAAAGACGGAGCCUAUGAAUUUGAAAAAUGUGAGGCCAAAGUGGUAGCUAUUCGAUGUGGAAACAAAUUUGUGUCAGAAGCGAAAGAAGGAGAACAGUGCUGUUUAAUUUUAGAUAAAACUUGUUUCUACGCAGAACAAGGUGGUCAAAUAUACGAUCAAGGUUUCAUAACAGCGAAUGGUACUUACGGAAGUGAGACUUAUUCCGAGCUCAUCGUGGAUAAAGUAAUAAUACAGGGUGGAUAUAUUCUGCAUAUUGGUAAAAUAACUGCCGGUGUUUUUACUCGCGGUGGUCAAGUUGCUUUGAAUUAUGAUACGAAAAGACGUCGUUUAAUUAUGAAUAAUCACACCGGAACUCAUAUUUUAAAUCAUGCUCUACGUGAAGUUUUGGGUCCUGAUAGUCAACAAAAAGGAUCAUUGGUUGCUCCGGAUAGACUCCGAUUUGAUUUCUCUUGCAAGGCUGCAAUGACUGUUGACCAAAUUCGAAAAGCUGAGAAAAUCGUUCAAGAUAUUAUAAAACGUAAUGGCGUUGUUUAUACUAAACUAUGUCAAUUGGAAGAAGCGAAAAAAAUUUGUGGAUUGAGAGCUAUGUUCGAUGAAACUUAUCCAGAUCCUGUCCGCGUCGUAUCAGUCGGCGAACCUGUAGAAAAUUUAGAACAUGAUCCCUUAAGCAAAGCUUCACUUUUGACAUCGGUUGAAUUUUGUGGUGGAACCCAUGUGCAUCGUAGUGGACACAUUGAAGAAUUUCUAAUUACUAGUGAAGAAGCAAUUUCCAAGGGUAUUAGACGUAUUAUUGCAAUUACCGGACCUGAUGCUGAAAAAGCUUUAAGAAGAACCGGUGCGCUAAAAGCUCAACUAGAAGAGUUAAUUAAAUUAGAAAAAGAAUCAAACGAUUCCAAAGCAUUAAGUAAGAAGUGGGUUGAAUUAAAUGAUGAAGUUUCCCAUUCUUUGAUUUCUACUGGUUCUAAGGACGAACUGCGGAAAAAACUGAAUGAAUUGAAGAAAAAAGUUGAUACGAAAGAAAAAAAUGCUCAAAACGUUGAAAAUGCCAAAAUUGUCCAAGUGGCUAGCGAUUUAUUAAAUCAAGUUAACGGUGAACUCUUCUUAGUAGAAAAAUUACAAGCGGGUGCUAAUACAAAGGCUGUGGACAUGUCAUUGAAACAUAUCAUGAAAUUAAACAAAGAUUUAUCCGUUAUGUUUUUCACUGUUGAUCAAACUAGUGGAAGAAUAAGUUGUCUUUGCGCUGUGUCUCCGGUGGGAAUUCAAAACGGGCUUUCGGGUGACGAUUGGAUCAAGACCGUUAUUCCUGUAAUCAAAGGAAAAGGCGGAGGUAAAAAACAGUCCGGUCAAGCUUCUGGUAGCAAUUACGCCGCCAUCGAUGAAGCGAUUUCAGUAGCCAAGAAAUACGCUAGCGAGCAUUUCAAAACCACUGCCAAAGAGAAUACUCCACUUUCGUCGUCUUCGGAUGGCGCACCUCAAGGUUUAUAUUCGUACAACGACCUUGUAAAUGCAAGGAAUAAAAUCGCCGAGAAAUUCGCAGCUAGAGACGAAGUCUUUGGUGAUGAUGAGCUGGAAUUUUUUGGAAACGGAUCGUCGUAUUACGUUGCCAAUGUUAAUCUAAAGGCUCCGGGCAAUGUUUCUUUCAAUUCUGCUAAAGUAAUAGAGUGGUUGAAUUAUUCUGACAGCACAGUUUGGCCAGUCGUUAAUACGACUUUGAAAAAGGGGAAGUCAUCUGAAGAACUUUUACAACCUAUUUUCAAAUAUUUGAACGAUACGUUGAAAGAUAAGACGUUUUUAGUGGGUGAUAGAAUAAGUUUGGCCGAUGUAUCACUCUGUACCGCUUUAUAUCCUAUAAGCACGAAAUUGAAAAGUCUCAAAAAUAAAUAUAUCCAUGUUUUCAGGUGGUUUAAUACACUUAUCAAUCACCCACACGUACACAGCGUCAUUAGUUAAUGUCAAGUAUAUUUUGUAUUAAAUUCGCCAUGUCAAUGAAAAUAAAUGUCAGUUAAUUUUUUUUUCAUUCAUUUUUAAUUUUAUUUAAUCUGUUAUCAAAAUGAUUUAUCAAUAAAGAACAGCACUUCUUUCGGUUU